This is a messenger RNA of Closterium sp. Naga37s-1, 449 nucleotides long. The record is from the annotation of a GenBank genome assembly. Lineage: Eukaryota; Viridiplantae; Streptophyta; Zygnematophyceae; Desmidiales; Closteriaceae.
CGGGAGAGUGGAGCAAGCUGACUGGUGAGCUCUGCAAGGCCUAUCUGCGCUACUACGGCCUGCGGCUGAGCGACUCGAAGGCGAAUUUGAUCAGUCGCAUUCAGAGACAUUACGAACUCAAGGACGUCCAGUCAGCUAAGCGCCAGUACCCACGCGCGUCCUUCUUCAUCAAUUGUACAGGUGACGUCUGCAGAAACGACGUCGUUCUCUUCAAUCAACGAAUAUCCACACAGUCGGUCUCGUCGGUCUCAAGGCACGAGAAGAAGUCAAUGCAUGGAGAGUUUCGGUUGGUGGCAGGGAGAGUGGUCAGUGAGAGCUACGGUGUGAAGAAGCAGCAACACACUUUCACUAUGGAGGUUAUUUGGAGCUCUGGUCUACAUGCACUGGCCCCAAUGACGCAGCUUCUUGUAAAGGGGAGAGUACUGUACAGGCAUAAAACAUUUCGGCAG